Molecule: messenger RNA, 1656 nt
Organism: Contarinia nasturtii (swede midge)
Lineage: Eukaryota; Metazoa; Arthropoda; Insecta; Diptera; Cecidomyiidae
Exons: 3
Coding region: 547-1521 (324 amino acids)
Source: RefSeq, a predicted model, not a curated record
AAAAAAAAGUCAAAGCAUUCGAUUUAUAAAAAAUACCAUACUUAUAAAUACCGUGCAAAAAAAACACCAUCGAAACGCGAAAAUAAAAAAAUAUUUGAUAUUUACAUUGUGUGUCCAUCGCAAAGGAAACAACUAAAAUAACAUAUAUUGUCGUAGAUUCAGUGUUGGCACAUCACAUAAUUUCCAAUUUUCCAAUUCUACCUGUGCAUUAUGUCUAUGAUACACAGAUGCGAUAGAAUCGAAUAUAUAACGACACAAACACGUCUAAGAUGUGUGUUUAAUGUGCAUUCGUUGCUACCGUUCGCAUAUAUCAAUACAGUAAAACUUGAAACAUAAACGAUAAGCUUCAGCGUCAGUUGGCAAGCUUUCCUCAUUUACUUCGAUACGAGAAUAUUUACCUGACUAACCGAUUUUUCUGCUCUCCACACACGCUUGUGGAAGCGCCAUUAAAGAAGCGUGCACGAUUAGAUUGAAAGAGAACUGUGGUAAUAUUUUCAAUAGCGAGAUAUAUAUAUAACAAAAAAGAGAUUGACCAAAACAGAAAUUAUGUUGUCGCGGUCGAUGAAUGCAACAAGUCGCUUGAAGAAGCGCGAACGCACUCAGAAUUGGGCAUUCGAAGAGAAGCGAUAUCUCUUGGAAUUGUGCAAACGUGAUAUGAACAUCAUUGAAAAUAAACGUUUGGAUGCCGAUCUGACGGCAUUAAAGAAUCGCGCAUGGAAAUCGGUUCACGAAGAAUUUUGCAAGGUUUUUGGCAAUGAACGAAACUGUAAUCGGCUCAAGGAACAAUGGAGACGGAUGAAAGCUUGUACACGAUCUGAAAUUCUUGACUAUACAAACCGAGUGUCAAAGUAUGGACAGGAAGUAGCCGAUAAAAAACGACCGAAUGCAUUUACAUUUGAAAUUUGGGAUUUUAUGCAAAAUGCCAAACGCAAUUCAUGCAAAAAUGAUCCAGUACAAACGAUCGAUGGAUCCACCACAAAUCAAAUGUCCACCGAUGACAAUGUGUCACAAGUCAAUGUCAAUGGUACCGAAACUCACGAAACUCAGGUGCUAUCCGACGACGACGAUGACGAACUAUUCAAUUGGCAAAAGACCACACAAAAUUUAUGCGAAGUGGAAAUAAAAGAUGAAUCGUCAUCGACGAAUGUUGGCGGCAGCGGCGGCGCCAUCAAUUUUGAAACACAGGGUACCAAUGAUAAUAAUGCGGAUAGACCAUCAACAAAAAAGCUUAAACCAAAUAAAACCAGUGUCAGCGAUGAUUCAUUUUCACCAUUUACAAAUCCAAUAACAACAUCGUUCGAUGUAUUAAACUUUCUGCGAAACAGUUCAUUCAGCACAAAUAAUUCAAUUGGCAAUAAGUAUACCGAUGAAAUUCAAUUGAUUAUCGAAAUGCAGGCCAAAGAGCAUGCACUGCGAAUGGACAUUUUACGUGCUCAAUUGGAAACGGCCAAACUAAAUCGUGACAUUGCUGAAAUUAAUAAAAUUAUACUGUUACGAAAUUUACAGAAUGCACAUGAAUAGAAUCUAUUCGAUAGUAAGAUGUUAAGAUAUAGCAUAGUAAAACAACCAAACCACAUGUAUAAAGUUCUAAGUUCAAAUAUAUUAUUGACAGAGUAAGUGAAAAGAGAAGGAGAGAGAAAAAAAAGUUAACCAAAA